Molecule: messenger RNA, 1207 nt
Organism: Rubroshorea leprosula
Lineage: Eukaryota; Viridiplantae; Streptophyta; Magnoliopsida; Malvales; Dipterocarpaceae
Source: the annotation of a GenBank genome assembly
UCUCCUUUUCCCAAGCUUUCUCGAGAAACAAAAAAUCAAAUUCAGAAUGGAUGAUUGUUUGUCCGAUUUUUUUGAGGAACAUGAAUUUGGAGAGUCUAACUUGGCCGGAGACGAUCUCUUUGCUAUUCUGGACAGUUUGGACAGCGUAGCUGAUUUUUCUCCGAUGACGACGUUGGAUGAAACAGCUGCUGCUGUUAGGCAGAAAGAAAUGGAGGAAGGAACAAGACUGGUUUCACAGAAGUUUUCAACUUCUUCCUUAAAGGAGUUGUUGGCGACGGAGCCGCCGGCAGUCUCCCUGAAGAGAAAGAGACUGAAGCCAAGUACUCCUUACUUGGAAGAAGCAAACUCAGACGGGCAACAGAAGAUGUCUCAUAUAACGGUGGAGCGCAACCGGAGAAAGCAAAUGAACGAGCAUUUAUCGGUGUUGAGAUCCUUGACGCCUGGCUUCCAUGUCAAAAGGGGAGACCAAGCAUCCAUUAUUGGCGGUGUGGUGGAUUACAUCACCGAAUUGCAGCAAGUUCUACAGUCACUAGAGGUGAAGAAACAGAGAAAAGUUUACAGUGAAGUAUUGAGUCCAAAAUUUGUCUCCAGUCCGAGCGUUCCAUGGCCGCUGAGCCCUAGAAAACCGCCGGUGAGUCCCCGGCUGAACUUGCCGAUCAGCCCACGAACCCCGCAACCAUGCGGCCCUUAUAGGUCUAUGUUACAUCGGCAAGGCUACAUUUCCCCGACGGCAAUGGGCGGUGGUACUUCACUUGAACCGUCUCCAACUUCUUCUUCCACAGCCUCCUCCUCCUCCUCCUCCGUUGACACUUUCAACGAGCUCCUGGCGAACUCCAAGUCUGCCGUAGCAGGGGUGGAGGUGAAGUUUUCGGGGGCGAAUGUUCUUUUGGAGACGGUGUCUGCACGGAUUCCUGGUCAGGCGUUGAAGAUCAUUUCUGCUCUUGAGGACCUGUCUCUUGAGAUCAUAGAUGUGAGCAUCAGUACUAUUGAUGAAACCAUGUUUAAUUCCUUCACCAUCAAGAUUGGAAUUGAAUGCCAACUGAGUGCUGAAGAACUAGCCCAUCAAAUCCAGCGAACAUUCAGCUAAUUAGUUCAACCCAAACAAGAACUGUAGUCUAUAUAUGUUUUUCUUUUUGGGUAAUUUAGUCUAGUCUAAUAGAGGAGAUAGUAAUUUUAUUUUAGUAUUUAACAAAUUAAUGUAAUUGUA